Dipodomys spectabilis (banner-tailed kangaroo rat) is the source of this 4756-nucleotide messenger RNA. It is a transcript of the gene Ccdc50, whose product is annotated as coiled-coil domain containing 50. Lineage: Eukaryota; Metazoa; Chordata; Mammalia; Rodentia; Heteromyidae. The record is from RefSeq and is a predicted model, not a curated record. Gene Ontology annotation, cellular component: cytoplasm. The coding region runs from base 50 to 1495 and encodes 481 amino acids. Gene Ontology annotation, molecular function: ubiquitin protein ligase binding. The transcript is spliced from 12 exons.
GGAGGGCGCGGUGGACCCCGGGGGCGCGCGGGACCCCGGCCGGCCCACCAUGGCCGAAGUCAGCAUCGACCAGUCCAAGCUGCCCGGAGUGAAGGAAGUGUGCCGAGAUUUUGCUGUUCUAGAGGACCACACCCUGGCUCACAGCCUGCAGGAACAAGAGAUUGAGCAUCAUCUAGCAUCGAAUGUUCAGCGGAACCGUUUGGUCCAGCACGAUCUCCAGGUGGCUAAGCAGCUCCAAGAGGAAGAUCUGAAAGCCCAGGCUCAGCUCCAGAAGCGCUACAAAGAUCUUGAACAACAAGACUGUGAAAUUGCUCAGGAAAUUCAAGAGAAGCUGACUAUCGAGGCAGAGAGACGCCGCAUUCAGGAGAAGAAGGAUGAGGAUAUAGCUCGCUUUUUGCAAGAAAAGGAGUUACAGGAAGAAAAAAAGAGAAAGAAACACAUUCCAGAGUUCUCUGGAGCCAAAGUUUAUGGAGAUAAUUACUACUAUGAAGAUGGAGACCUACCAAGGUCAAGGAGGGCCAGGGAAUUGGGUUCUGGAUGCUCAAGAUCUCAUAGACCACAAAAUGAUGCACAAACUGUGAAGCAGAUGAAGGAGAAAGCAAGACAUCCACUAGAGGGCUUGGAAGAGCUGGAAGAACGUGGUUCAUCAGAGACAUCCCUGACAUCUGCUAAUUGGAGAAAAGUAAGGGAUGAUCCCCAAAUUACCAGGGAGCAGCACGAAAGGAAACGGUCUGGUCAAGAGAGGUUGCGGAGACCUCCUCUUCCCAGGAUUAGUGGUGAGGUGUUUCUGAGCUCUGGGUGUGAUGACUGCAAUGCUAACACUGGCCAUCAAACUCGGAAUCGAGAAAAGCAGUCCCGACACCAAGACCCACUUUCACCCAAGUCCUCACAGAAAUCGGGGCUUCACUACAAGGAAGCUGUAUAUGGGAGGGACCAUGGGCAAAGUGAGCACAGAGAAAGAAAACACAGGCCCAGGACUCCUCCCUUCUCAGAGAGAGAACUGUACCACCUCCAUGAUCCAGGAAUGAAGCCAAGAGUGAUGAAAGAAGCUAUCUCAACUCCAUCGCGAGGGACCCACAGGGAUCAGGAAUGGUAUGAUGCUGAGAUUGCUAGAAAACUGCAAGAAGAAGAACUUUUGGCUACCCAGGUGGAUAUGAGAGCUGCUCAAGUAGCCCAGGAUGAGGAAAUUGCUCGCCUUCUCAUGGCUGAAGAAAAGAAAGCUUAUAAAAAAGCCAAAGAUCGGGAGAGGUCCUCUUUGGACAAAAGAAAGCAUGACCCCGAAUCAAAGUCAAAAUCAGCUAAAUCAACACACCCAAAGUCGAAGGAGAGUGAUGAAUCUCAUCGUUCUAAGAAUGACAGGUCAGCAAGGCCACCCCCAGCUACUGUGACAGAAGCUGAGGGUCCAGAUUAUACUCACUUUACAAACCAGCACAAUUCUACUCGUCACUUCUCAAAAUCAGAGCCCUCUCAUAAAGGUUUCCAUUACAAGCAGUAAAAACCUAGGAGUCGGCCUUGAAAAUGGACUCACUGUAGCACAUAUCUGGAUGAUACAGAUUUUAUGCCACAUUAGUUUUUAUCCCCCUGUGUGUUUGCAUUCCUGGGAUUUAUUUUUUUUUUUUACUAUCAUUAAUUUCAAUUCCUGUCAAAAGAUUUUGCUAUUUCUGAUCACUUGGGCAGUAUAAGAAAAUGUAGCUUUUGGAUAUUGGCCACCACGAGGCUACAUGUAUAUUUCCUGGGAUAUAGUUUCCAAAUGCUCUGUAACAUGUUAUUUGUUUAGCAUGGAGUAUUGACACCUAGGGACUAGGCUUUAUGUAGCAGUUAGAAUUAAAGUAAAAGGUAACAGUUGGCUGCACCACAGAAUUAAAGAAUAUAAGAGGUAGCCCCUGGUGCAUUAGAUGUUUGGAAGGACAGAGCUUUUACUUUUUAUUCUCAGGAAAAUAAAAUAUUAUAACUAUGAAGUAUUUAAAAAAGAAACACUAGGGUCAUUUGAAAUUACUGUUCUGAAUACAUGGAACUAGUAGAGGUUUUGUAUAUUAAUAAGCACCACUGGGAAAAUUGGUCUGUAUUCUAUAUUUAACACGUACUGUGCUGUUGCAUCUGCAAUAGCAAGGCUUUCAGAAGACACCAAGCAAAGAACAUUAUUGCCAAAAAUUAUUUCACUGAAAUAUUAAUUUACACAUCUGCAAAAUCAACUGAAAAUUUAAAAAAACAAACAGUCUUUAUAUCUUUUGUUUAACAUUUACUUUUAGAAAGAGCUAAGGGAAGUGGAAUUAGAAGAUCAUUUCAAAAGAGAAGAUUCUGUAGAGUCUCUCUGGCUAUUGACUGAAGGUGGCCUCUUGCUUAAAAGAACAGUGUUUGAGUGGCGCUGUGGCUCAAGUGGUAGAGAGCUCGAGGGACAGUACCCAAGCCCACGACAGACCAAAAAAAAAAAAAAAGGAACAGUCUUGACAACUUCUCAAUAAUGUUUUAUGUCCCACCUAAUAAUUAGAAUAAUUCGUCAUGAAGUUGAACUUUAUGAAGUAGUUCUUUACUGAGUAUUUGGUCCUACACAGUGUAUUUUUUUUUUACAAGUGGUGCCCUCUCUUUUAGCAAUUUAGUGGGUAUGAUUGCAAACUCACAGACAUGUUUAUUUACCUAUACUCCUCUGUUAACAUACAUACAUGUCAAUCAAACCAUUAAUAAUUCUUUCAGCUUGACCUCCUGCUCUUUUUCACUGUAUGAAUCUGUCAUUUAUUUUGCAUAUCAAUAUGGCAUUUAUUUAGGAAAGAAAUAUAUGUGUCUAGAGAAAGAGUUGUUAAUUUUUCCUGUCCUGGGAACUGCCUUCUAUUUGCCUUAUUUUCCAGACCGUCUAUAAAUAUUGGGCAGAAUUCAGGGAAGGUAUUUCAAACAAAUUCUCAGAGUGGAUUUGGAUUUCUCAUUUUGAGAAAGAGCUUUCGUUUCAUAAAGUUUCUUUUUUAUUGUGGAGACUUAGGUAAAAGGCACCUGAGAGUUAUUUUGUAGGCAAAUGAUAAUCUGGAAAGAAAUGAAACCUUAAUUUGUGUGGUCAGUUUGAGAAAAUGGAGGAAAGGGAAAAGUAACAGGACUUAACCAGUUAUAAUGAAAUGAAUAUAGGAAAGUCUUCAUUUAAAGAAGGGAAGACAAAAUGAAGGCUGGUCUUAAGUCCAUAUCCAGGUUAGAGAUGUUAAUAUCCCAAGCACAGACUUGGUGACUUAAAGUAAUAGCUAUAUUUUUAUCUGCCCUGUGAUUUUUAUUCAUGCUUUAAAAUGGUAACUAAACUCAGAAAACACACUUGUAUUUUUAUUUGAUAAUUAGGCAAAUGGACAACAUUUCUUUGCCAUAUUUUUACUUUAUAAAUGUUUAUUUUUCUAUUUCAUAUAGUGAUCAGGUUUACUUUUGAAACAACAUUUUCUUGGCUCUUCAUGUACUUUAUUCAAUCAUAUUUAUUGUGAAAUGUCAGCUGGGCACACUUCAGUCAUAAAGAUAUUAGGGCAUCUACCACACCAGAGUUCUUAGGGUUCAGCUAUUAGUGAAUGACCACAUAUAGCAGUGCCCUUGUGACAGCCAAUUCAUUGUCAGUAUUGAAAACUUGUUACUUUUUGUUAUUUUUUUUUAAAGAUUAGGAUUUUGAAAUAUUUUAUCUUUAUUUUUUGUAAAGCAGACAGUUUUUUAAGAGGAUGAGUAAUUCACUAGAAAUCUGUAAUUCACUAGAAAUCUACUGUCAGCAUAUUCUCAUGCUAUUUCAUUCCAAUGUAAUAAUUAUCUUUGAAAUGGCAGAAACAACUAACAGUUGUGUUCUGAUGAACUGCCUAUCUUCACAAUGUUUCCUGCUUUUUACUUUGCAUUUACUUUGUCAUCAAUAUGGACACAUUUAUUGUUUUCCUAUUCCUGCUGUUGGAACACAGGCAACUUAAUUUUUAGGACCACAAUGUAUUAUGAGUUAUUUAUUAUACUAAUACCAAUAGCAGAAGUUCUUUCUGCUUCUAAGUUUCUGCUCUCUGGAAGCCAAGCCCUACCACCCAGUUAAGGGGCCUGGCUUUUAGAGCUACUUGACAUAUAUUCCCUCUCUUCCAGAACCUGGCCUUUUGUAAAUCAUUGCCUAGGCAAGAGAUCAGAUAAAAGUCAGCUUAAAUGUCUAACAUGAAAAAACAGAACAAAAAUCUCUGGUAAAAUUUUGAGGUUGAGUUUAAGCUAUUGUUAGAUGUAAUUAUUUUCCUGAGAGACUGGUUGGUUCCUCCACAUGCUCUAAAAUGAAUAUGUAUAGCACUGAAUUUUCUCAAUUUGACUUUACGAUGGCCUGCAGGACACUAAUGAAUUGCAACAUCAAAACAGUAACAAGAGCCAUGUGAUUCUGAUCACAGGGAAACAAACAUCUAAGUUAAAAAGAAAGAUGGAUAAGUGUUCCUAGAAGGAAACUAUUUUCAGAAUGGUGACCAUGAGUCUCGUGUUCCGUGAACUCUAGGAAAUUCUGGACCCAGCCACCUCUGCCUUUCCUUGUUCUGGCUGGAAACCUAACAAGCUGGUAACUAAAUUCAUUGCUGACGGUUUUCAUCUUUUUCAUAUACACAACAUGUCAGUAUAAAAAUGUAAUAGUAUUUUUAUAUUUGCUUUAGUCGAUAGUUAUUUUUAAUAGUGUCAUAUCUUCUCUAAAUUUGUCGUGCCAAAUUGCAGAUAGUUAUUAUUAUAAUAUGGUGCAUUGUUUACCACGUAAGUGGUUAGCAUUUUUUUAGGGCCUUGAUUUUUAAUGAAUGCUGCCUUU